This is a messenger RNA of Neurospora tetraspora, 3183 nucleotides long. RefSeq lists its product as uncharacterized. NCBI's taxonomy places the organism in Eukaryota, Fungi, Ascomycota, Sordariomycetes, Sordariales, Sordariaceae. Bases 1 to 3183 code for a protein of 1060 amino acids. The record is from RefSeq and is a predicted model, not a curated record. The transcript has 2 exons.
AUGGGUGUGAAGCCGGUUUCCUUCGUUACGAAUAUGACAAUGUCCUCUUAUAGUACUUUGCCGUCACUCCAGGAACAGGCGACAAUGAUGGACACGACAGUGUUACAUGCAGCCUAUGGUAUGGCAUGGCUUGAACAAGCCGCUCCACCGUUCACGACCGGCGACUAUGCUCUUAUGCCAUUCUCUCCCGAAAAUACGACUUCACACUAUCGACCGAACGAAAACCUCACCGCCGUUACGGACAUGUACACUGUCGAAGUGGACUGCUGGCAAGCUGCCAUGUCCAAGCUUGCACCGCGGAACUCCUACAUGUUGGACAAUGGUCAUGGCUGCGCUGUCAAUGUCAGCUUAUUCCAGACGAACCCAUUCCAAAACGACACAUCACUUAUUCUCUACGUUGGCUACUAUGAGAGCGCAAUUCUUGACUACUACCUCGAAGGUCCGCAUUGCAGUACAAACUCAACUAACCAAUUCCUUACUUUCUACGCGUAUCGAUCCAAGGACGAGCAAGGGAUGAACUACGAGACGAACAUUACGGCUUCAUUCUGCGAGGCAUCAUUUUACAAACAACCUGUGACGGCGACUGUAUCUGCAGAAUCAGGUCGUCCGCUGAACGACUCGGUUGUUGCAGCUGGGCCGAAGGAAAGACUCAGUGAGAAUGAGUUCAAUUCAACGGCAUUUGGAUACAUCACAAGCGUUGGAAUGCCUCCUAUUACUCCUACGCGGGACUAUCCAGCCGCAACGACGUUUGAACCAUGGGGUAGCCUCUCUGGAGAGAACAUCGCCGGGCCGACAAUGCCCAUGGUUAAUCUUGCAUUGGGACUUUCAGAUGAUCCUGCAAUAGAGUUUCAGCACGCCGCGGUUAUGGAACGUGCGUUUACCACGGCCUAUAAAACCAUUUUUUCCGCCGCCAUUUCCCAGCUUACCUCAAAAGCUCGAGACCCUCAGCAAAUGACCGGGAAAACUACUUAUGCCUUGUACGGCGUUGUGGUUAGCAGAACGAUAUCGGCUAUUGUCGAGGGUCUUCUAGUUUUGCUUGUCUUCCUAAUGGGGGGCACUCUGUAUACCUCUGUGCGGACGAAAAGCAAAUUGGUUUCGGAUCCAGCGACCAUCGGCUUUGCAUUAAGAUCCGUCAAAACCAGUCGGGCAGUGCGUAAUCGGCUAGCAAUGGAAGACUGUUCAGACGCUGCAACCCUCCAGAGAAGCCUGGUAGCAGAACGGUUCUUCCUCGAGCAAGGGAUUACUGGAAACUCCCUGGAGAUGGAGAGCAAAUCCCACGAGACUAGCACCUUUGAGGGUCGCAGAAGGAGUAUUGAAUACACUCCGGUUAGACCCAAAGAGUUGAGUCCAUUGACUGGAUGUUUACUUGUCUGUUUGUUGCUUUCUGGAGCUGGUGUUCUGAUUUACUUCAAGAAAAAGGAGCAAAGCUUGGGCGGUUUACCACGACCAAGCGAAAACUUUGAAGUUUUACAGUUGUUGGAAAACUACAUCCCAACAAUUCUCACAACACUGUUGGAGCCCUUUCUUGUGCUCCUUACUAGGUUGUUCUGCAUUCUGCAACCGUUCAACGCUCUACGCAAUGGGAAAUGCAACCCAGAGCGUACAUUGGAAGCCAAGUACACAUCGUUGCCACCACAGCUUGUGUUGUGGCGAGCUAUACGAUCCCGACAUUUCUUACUCACAAUUCUCUGCGUGAUGGCUCUCCUUGUCAACGUCCUCACAGUUGCGCUUGGUGGCACUUUCAACGAAUUACCCGUCAAGAUCCAGUAUCCUACAACAUUCAGCCAGGUUCGAGCACCCGAACUCAGUCGCGAUACAAUCCUGAAUACAACAUAUAUGUAUAACAGGGUGUAUCAAGACCAUUACUACGCAGCAUCAACCAACUUCUCUCACAAUACAACUCUUCCGCCAUGGGUGACAACAAAGUACACAUUCCUCCCGGUUGAAGAAAAAGAAACCGUUCAGCAGGCUGGCUCCUCGAAUCUCUUCAGAUCCACACUACGAGGGUUUGGAGCUGAGGCUAAAUGUGAACCACUGUCAACCUCGCUUUCAGACCCCAAAGCAUAUGCCAACGUCUCCGAGCUUCUGAAUGGAUUCCACACUGAUGGUAGUCCUGGCUCUACCUUCAAUUUCCUCCGGGAGAAUGGUACUUGGCAAUCCUGCUACCCCAUGGAGCUUAUUUGGGGAGCCAACGCGACAGGGUUGUCAGCGCGCGAAGUGGUUAGCCCUCUCAGUAUUGAAUACGGAAACAUUGGUAACAAAGCCUACGAGGAUCACUUCUGUGAGGACAGGUUUGUGGUUGGCUGGCUUCGGGUCAACUCGGAAGACCCGAAUAACACAUUCCGAUCGACCUUCUUACAAUGCCAGGCAGUUUUAAAGACAGCCAUGUUCGACGUCGACUUUGAUAAGGCUGGUCACAUUCUGGCAUAUACAAGGAACGGCGACUUUGAUGACAUUACACAGUUCAUGUCCUUGAAUAUGUCCCAAACCUUGGUGAGGCAGGCCAACAGGCUCACCAACGACAGCUCGAGACCGUUUAAUUACUUCGGCUGGCAUAACGUGAGUAUGGUUGUGGACUGGUGGAACUACCUCUUGAAGUCCUACCUACAAAGCUCGGACUUGGUUGACCCUACUCUGGACGUCCCGAAGCCCGAGUAUGCUGCUCCUGCUGUGGAGGAACUGUACCAGAGGCUGUUUGCGAUCCUGCUUGGACAGAAUUUCGACAUGUUUAAAGAAGCAAGCGAGAAAACGGACGUACCCGGUGUGGUAAUCGUUACCGAGACACGCAUUUUCUUGGACGAUACUGCAUUCAUGUUGAGUGUCGUGAUCCUCUGCUUGAACGCGGCUGUGCUGGUAUGGUUCUAUGCUGCACAGAGCGAAGCAUAUCUUCCUCGGUUACCAUCCACGUUGGGAUCUCUGCUUGCAUAUACGGCCGCCAGCCGCGCGGUCACUGAAUAUGGGAAUGGCAAUGACAGCGAUAAGGAAAGCGGGCACAGGAAAGCAUUACCGGGGACAUUUUCCUUCGGAAGAUAUCUUGGUGUCGAUGGGAAUGUCCAUGUGGGCAUUGAGAUGGACCCGUUUGUAACACCGAUUGAUGGGACCAUGCUAAGACGCAGAUCUACUGCGAGGUCAUGGUUUCAGAAGAAAGUGGGAAAAUCGCCGAGCCAGGUUUCCUUUAUUUGA